Meloidogyne enterolobii is the source of this 1484-nucleotide messenger RNA. NCBI's taxonomy places the organism in Eukaryota, Metazoa, Nematoda, Chromadorea, Rhabditida, Meloidogynidae. The record is from the annotation of a GenBank genome assembly.
UUUCUUUAACCCAAUUUCGCUAUAACAGUACAAAAAUGUCUUACCACAAUUUGGUGGAAAGUCAGAGAGAAUAUUUUCGCACGGGAAAACCUGCUGAAAUUGACCAUCGAAAAGCUGAAUUGAAACGUUUACGGCAUUUAAUUUUGGACAACAAAGAUCAACUUUGCGAGGCAGUUUAUAAAGACUUAAAGAGACAACAAGAUGCUAAUUAUUUCUAUGAAUUGGCUUCUGUCGUUACAGAAAUUGACUAUGUGUUGGAGAAUUUGCAUAAGUGGACAGAACCUACAACUGCUGAAAAAACUCUCGCAACAAUUUUGGAUAAGCCUUAUAUUGGAGUUGUUCUUAUAAUUGGACCUUGGAAUUAUCCAUUGAAUACUCUACUAAUGCCGCUUGUUGAUGUUAUUGCUGCAGGGAACACGGCAGUCCUUAAGCCCUCUGAAAUUGCCUCGAACACGGCAAAAGCUGUUGAUAAGCUUUUUACCGACAUUUUUGAUAAGCGUGUCGUGCUUGUUGUUCAAGGAGGCAUUGAGGAGACGACAGAGCUUUUGAAGGAACGUUUUGACCAUAUUGUUUUUACUGGCUCAACUAGCGUCGCGCGGAUUAUAAUGGCUGCAGCAUCUAAACAUCUGACUCCUUGCACUCUCGAAUUGGGUGGCAAAUCUCCUGUGAUUGUUGAACCAGACGCUGAUAUUUCAGUUACAGCAAGUCGACUUGCCUGGGGGAAAUGGUUAAAUUGUGGGCAAACUUGCUUGGCACCAGAUUAUGUUAUCGUUCAACCAGAGACUAAAGAUAAAUUGGUUGCAGCAUUAAAAACUACUUUAUAUGACUUUUAUGGAGAGAAGCCAUCGGAGAGUAAAGAUUAUAGCCGAAUAAUUAAUAAGGACAAUUUCAACCAAAGUCCUAACAUUUUAUAUAAGGCUGGGCAAUUGGAUGAGAAUGAUUUAUUUAUUCCACCAAUUAUUUUGGAUGCCAAUUUUAAUGACCCUAUUAUGCAAUCCGAGAUUUUUGGUCCAAUACUUCCAAUAAUCACUGUACGUUCAUUUAAUGAAGCAAUUGAAAACAUUAAAAGAGGGGAAAAGCCAUUAGCCGCUUAUUUGUUUACAAAAGACGAAUCCAAAGUUAAACGACUUGUCAGCGAGACUAGUUCUGGCUCUGUUUGUAUCAACGAUGUUGUGCUACAAAUAACUGUUGACACACUUCCAUUUGGAGGAAUUGGCAAUAGUGGAAUGGGACGUUAUAGAGGCAAAUUUGGAUUUGACGAAUUUACACAUGAAAAGGCAGUACUGAAGCGUGGUUUCUUUGGCGAUUCUUUGGCUUCUAGUCGAUAUCCGCCUCUGACAUCUGAAAAGAUGCGAAGUCUGCAACGUCUGACAGGAAAACGUCACAAAAUGCCUAGUUUUUUGCGAUUUUUGCCUGGUGUAUCUUUUGUCUUUAUCGGUAUUUUGAUUGGUUUUAUCGUCCGAUCAGCUUCUAGCUCCUCUUAA